GAAAAAAAAGAACCCUGUCAAAUCUUCGUAGCUCUGCAAAUCUUUAGAUUUCAGAAGCUUUAUAUUAAGUUAUUAUUAUAAGAAUAAUUAUAUUGAUUGAUCUAUAGCCAUGCAGAAUAAGUGCAAAUUGUGUCCAUAAUCAAGAAUAAAUUGAACAAAACACAUCAAGAUGGAGGAACCACUCAUAGUCCUCAAGGAGGAAAUCGAAGAGCUCGAGAUUACUUUUGAACCUGAUUGUGAAGAUAAGGAAUUAACUGUUCCUAAAAAAGAGUUAACCGAUACCAGUCCACACCACACUGGAGAUUUAGGCCAUGAAAUUGUUACCAUAUUCAUGCCAAUCAAAACAGAAGCUUUAAGUAAUGAGUUUGAUGAGUCACAGAAUGCAAUCAAGUCAUCUGAAGACAAGGAGGUGUCAGCAGGAUGUGUGAGGACACACAUUAAAGUGAAGCCUUCUGAAGAUGAAGCAAGUUUGCCGGAAGACAGUGCUCAGACACUGGGUACACCUUCGCCGAAGAAACAUACAAGUAAAGACAAAAUGGUGUGUCAAACUUUUAUGACAGGAAACAGCACCAACCCAAACACAUAUUACGAAUUGCACAUUGAAUGCACGAUGGAUAAACUCGAGCAAAAUAAACGAGGGAAAAGAAAAACCACCAAACCACGAAGUAAAAAAGCACGAGUUAUUCAAACUGAUGGUUUAAAUGGGACACCAUCAAAUUGUGGCAAUAAGAAGACCCCAUCACUGUCCGUCUGUGUGGUUUGCCAGAGAACGUUCCACCGGGAAAUUGACUUGGUUAGACAUCUCAGGACUCACACUGGCGAGAAACCUUAUCCUUGUCAGCAUUGCCCGAAGGUGUUCACACAAAAGUGUCAUUUGACCAUCCACAUGAGGACGCACAGUGGUGAAAGACCGUACUCCUGCGUUAUGUGCCCCUACAAGUGUUCCGAUAAGAGCAACUUGAAAACUCAUAUGAGAACUCACACGGGUGAAAAACCCUUCUCCUGUCAACAUUGCCAGUUCAAAUUUUCAAACAAAAGCAACUUAAAUCAACACAUGAAGAUCCAUGCGGAGGAAAAGCUGUAUUGUUGUCCGACUUGCCAGUACAGGUGCUCCAUCCGAAGUUCUUUGACCCAACACAUGAGGACUCACACGGGUGAGAAGCCCUUCAGUUGUGCCCUGUGUGACGUGAAAUUUACUCGGAGGGAUAGCUUGAGUUCGCACAUGCGCACCGUCCACACCGAUGACAAGCCGUUGUCUUGUCCGCUUUGUGAUAAGAAGUUUUCGAUAAAAAGUCGUUUAAAAACUCACAUGAAGCGCACGCACGGCAAUGAAAGUGUACAAAAUUUGUGAUUCUAAUGUUUACAUUGUGGGUUAUUUCCAUUUUUAUACGUCUGCGGCAAAGCCGAAAGGAAGGGUUAUGAUUUUAGCAGUCUAUGCAUGUAUGUUUGUAUCCAGAUUCUGUGUUUUCCACCGUACCGCCUAAACUACUGCGACGGGGUAGGCCGUCACAGAUAGGAAGUAGGAAUAAAAGUCCCGGGUGUGGGUCGAUCCAGCCUCUGUUGUCUUUUCCACCGCCACACGCCGCAGUUUGAGAUAGGUAGUGGCCGAGACUGGCCGCGCAAAUGCGGAAGUCCACAGUCCUCUGGGGUGCCGCCAGGUAGGUUCUCGGCAGCGCCCACGGAGGUAGCUCCUUCGCGUCGGGGUAGUUCCGCCGCGCGGAAGACGGCCUGUGUUGGUUAUUUCCACGAGGGGUAGUGUCCGUAUAUUACGUUGUGCCCACGCACUGGAGAGCACAAGAACAAAGUGAUUAUAAUACUUGUUUACGUGUAGUGUUUUUGUAAGAGGAAAACAAACGUCCUGUGCAAGAUCCGUUUAGCGAGUGACGAGCGCCCGGGCGGGCGGCGGCGCGCUGCGGAGGCGCUCCAGCCGUCGCUCGCGGUCACGAUUUUCAUAAAUGAGGUGUUAAUUGAUUUGUUGUGAAGGUCCAGGUGACAAUAGGCUACAUUGACCUAUCGGAUGUUACAUUGUCUCCUCUUUUGUUUUCCAUUUUCAUCAAUUCAAUUUGCUCCCACAUAUCUUCUCUCACAUAUCACCUGUAUGCAGACAAUCCCACUGCAGCACUA
Molecule: messenger RNA, 2124 nt
Organism: Maniola jurtina (meadow brown)
Lineage: Eukaryota; Metazoa; Arthropoda; Insecta; Lepidoptera; Nymphalidae
Product: zinc finger protein 239-like
Exons: 3
Coding region: 170-1351 (393 amino acids)
Biological process (GO): regulation of transcription by RNA polymerase II
Molecular function (GO): DNA-binding transcription factor activity; RNA polymerase II cis-regulatory region sequence-specific DNA binding
Source: RefSeq, a predicted model, not a curated record